AUGACGUACCGAGAGUUGAGUUCGGGAAGUGAUGUUAUGGGGUCAGCAGAUCAGUUCUGUUCUCCCAUAUCCCCAUUCGUAGAAGACAAGGACAAAAACCCCGCCAAUACUGCAGAGACCGUCAUUAGUCGCCUCUUACGAUCAUGCAUAUGUCAGCAGAGAACGUACGGGGUAAACUGUAAAGAAUUGUGUAUUUGUCAGUGGAACAACACAAUAUCAUGUGACGGAGUGUCCGGCGCGUGUUGGUGCAAACGAGGCUGGAUUGGUGUAGCAUGUCAAACAGAAUGUCCUCCAGGGUUUUUUGGAUUCGAUUGUGGAAAUGAGUGUAAUUGUUCCACUAACCAGACGUGUGAUUCAGAGACUGGAGACUGUGCUUGCACCACCGGAUAUACUGGAGUGUACUGUACUGAACGUAUAGUACCAUUAGCAAAAACACAGGAUGACCUUCCAGAUUACCUGUUGAUCGUCAUACAGGUGAUACUUGCUGUGAUUGUACUUGUCGUUAUACUGGCUUUCAUUAUACACUUUGUCCGGAAAAAGAAUCUCCGCAAGUCUCAUAACUGUACUGAAGGCAGUGUGACAGGUAAUACAAAUACCAUCCUGGCUGAUUACUAUAGUAACCUUUCCGUGAAAGAACUUCAGAAGAAAAGGAAACAGCCUGGACACCAUAGUCCGAGACGAUCAAAGGCUCCUAAUGGGAGUCUCUAUACGGAGGUGGACAGGCCAAACGAACCAAAACAACGGUUAGCUCCAUACCAGGACUCGAGUGUCAUCUUCAUAAAGCGAACCAGUAUCAAGGAUAAUGGUACUGGUAGCAUUAUAGAGAAUGCCGAUAAGGAUCAUUGUCUGGGGAGUGAUGACUCAUCACAAGUUACGGCAUAUGUAAACGAGGCUUUGAAUAAGGAGGACGCUUAUGAUGAACUCGGAAAGGACAGACACGUGACAGACGCAAUUCCCGGAAAAGACCAAUAUGAUCACAUGAAGUUGAAUCAGAACAAAGCAGGAAAUGGUGAUGACGUAUAUGAUAAACUAGAACAGAGGUCACGUGACAAAAAUGUCAAUGAUAUUGACGAUACAUAUGAUCACACACAACAUGUCAGUGAUAAGUGAUUAACAUUGAACAAAAGGCAUGCUUUAAAAGCCAACAUAUUGUAUGUUAAAACAUGUACCUCGUUUUACUUUUCUACAGUUCCUGUUCGUUUUAAUGAUUUAUCUAUGUUUGCUGUAUCUACAAAUAGUGCAAGUUUUAAAAUAUUUGCUACCUCUUUCCUAUGUUAACAUAUGUUUUUGUUUCGAAAUCUAAACUGAUAACCUAAUAUGUGUUCUGUGUUGGUAUCGUAUAUUUUGUGAAC
Mizuhopecten yessoensis (Yesso scallop) is the source of this 1352-nucleotide messenger RNA. Its product is annotated as platelet endothelial aggregation receptor 1-like. The record is from RefSeq and is a predicted model, not a curated record. NCBI's taxonomy places the organism in Eukaryota, Metazoa, Mollusca, Bivalvia, Pectinida, Pectinidae. Bases 1 to 1110 code for a protein of 369 amino acids. The transcript has 7 exons.